AUGGAUUUCGAAAACUCCUUCAUCCUAGGCUAUGCCCUGGGAAUCUUCGUCCUGGCAUGCGUCUCUAUCGGGUUUGCCAUUUAUCGCAUCGUCUACUGUGGGCGUCUCGUCAAGAACCGCCUUUGUGACGACAAGAGAUCAGGUCAGCCUCUUGGGGCUCGUCGACUCACCUUCCACUCCACCGAAGAGGACAAGGAAAAACUGCUGCUCCAAUCAGGCUUCAAAACUUCUCUCGUGGGCCAGAGCAUACUGGUUGGUUGGUUCGCAAUGAUGAUAGCAGCUUUCAUAGCGAUGGUUGUCUUGGCGACUGUCAGCUACUACUACGACAUCUACACCUCUUGGGGUACCGACUGGAACGGUAUAAUGGGGCCUUACAUUGUGGUUUUCGCCAUCUUCCACAUCAUAGUAGCGUUCAUGAUACAAUUUUACGAUUCUAUCAGGACCAAAUUCAUGUUGCCGGAAAUUGACCUUGGCGAAGCCACUCACGUAUUGAUUGAAGAAGAGGUUCCUGAGAUGGACGAUUCUGAUAUGCUUGACCCUGGCAUGGCGAAGGAGGAGCGAAUUCCGAAAGUCUUCCUGAACCUCAUUAACGCUUGGCGCGGUUUGGUUUUGCGAUACAAGCAGGCCUCACGCAAGACGUUGAUAAAGAUUCAAAAUGAGGACGGUGAUAGGACUAUAGAAUACACUUGUGUACGUUACUACUAUGAUGGAGGAUCAGAUCGAUUCCGACCAGUUGGCCGCGAUGAGAAUGUGUCCGUUGCCGAAGCAGUGAAUUUGGUGAACGCCGGGGGAUUGUCUGAGCCCCAGGCGGAUUCUACUAGGAGGGUCGUGGGCACGAACGAGAUCCGUGUCAGGGUCCCCGGGAUAUUUGAGAGUUUAAUCACUGAAUUCAGCAGUCUGUUCUACGUGGUUCAGAGCAUGGGCUCGUGGACGUACCUCGGGUAUAGCGGGUGGAACGUUGGUUUGGUGUGGUUACUCAUGAUGAUCGUCACUGGUUGCAUCAAGGCACUCUUCAUCGUGCGGAAAAGUCAGAAGAAAAUCUCCAGGUUGGCUCAGCAUAGUGCCGAUGUGAAAGUGCUGCGAAACUCUUGUUGGGUAGUGGUGGACUCAAAGGAGGUCGUCCUUGGUGAUAUCAUCAUGAUCGAGGAGCAGGAGAAUCUGCCUUGUGAUGGAUACGUCGUGGGCGGUACGGUGGUUGUGAACGAGUCCAUGCUCACUGGCGAGCCUCUGCCGGUCCAGAAGGUUGCUGCUGAGAAAUAUGACGGAGCGAAGUUUGCUGCUAAGAAUAUGGUUUAUGCAGGUACCCUUUGCAUGCAGUCGACAGGGCCACACCUGGGUCAUGCUGUGAUGGUGGUCACGGCGGUUGGCGGGCUCACAAGCAAAGGCCAACUGGUCCGGAUGGUCAUGUUCCCUCAGUCAGUGAGGUUCAAGUACCAUGACCAAUUACCGAUCGUAUAUGGUAUCAUGUUCGCCUAUGCUAUAUUGUUGUCUAUACUCUACUUCGUCCUUACUGAUAUGGGAGAUUGGAUUGUUACUAUAUUGCAAGUGUUGGUUACAGUACUACAAUCGCUGAAUCCUAUGCUACCAGUAGCGAUGGUUAUGGGUCAAACAGUAGCUGCCAAACGUUUACGUAAUCAUCAUAAAAUAUUCUGCCUUCAACCUGAGAGGAUACCAGUAGCCGGUAAGAUCUCUAUUAUGGUAUUCGAUAAGACCGGCACUAUCACUAAGGACGGGAUGGAACUGUCCGGAGCCGUACCAGUGGAGAACGGCGUUUUCAGUGAACGCGUAGAUCUUAGCUCGACCACUGAGAGUGCCAAGCUAUGUGGUUCUAUGACGGUGAGUGAUAAGGUAGCCCAGUCCCCCCUACUACUGCAGUAUGGCCUGGCAGCGUGUCAUACAGUGACGUCUCUGAGGGACGGUCAACUGGUUGGCAAUCAGGUAGAGGUCGCCAUGGUUAAAGCCUCGGGUUGGUCACUCCCGGCUGUUGGUAGUGCUGAUAUGCUCUUCUCGUCUCCUGAUGGUUCGUCUCAAUUGAGGAUGGUUCGCCAGCUUGAAUUCGAACACACCCGUAUGACCAGUGGAUGCGUCGUUAGAGACGGGAAGGGGGACCUUAUUGUUAUUGUGAAGGGCUCUUAUGAGAAGGUCCAGGCUGAAUGCGAUGAUGGUGCAGUCCCUGGCGACUAUGUUGAUGUUUGUGAGAGGCUGUCCUCGGGUAACUUCUAUGUACUCGGUAUGGGCUCUAAGGUACUCGAUCCGAAACUGGCUGAUGAUGAUGUGUUGAAGAUGACCAGAGACGAGUUGGAGGCGGGACUGUCACUUGUCGGUCUGCUGCUCUUCAAAAAUGAGGUUAAGCCGGAUAGUGCAUUGGCUAUCAGUAUGCUACGGGAAGGGGAUAUCCGCAGUGUGGUGUGUACCGGUGAUAAUCCAUUGACUGCCAUUGGUAUAUCUAAGGAGGUUGGUAUAAUAGAUGAUACCAAGCCCGUAUUACUUGCUCAUAUCGUUACCAAGGAUAAAGGAGGAUCAUCUCUGGUGUGGUCUGAUCCCGAGUCAGGUGACGAGAUGACUCCAGUGAAAGGAGUCCAUCAGUUAGUGGUAACCCGUGGGGCGUGGAGGUAUCUCUACUAUGAGGAACCUGAUGAGUUGGAGAAGUAUUGGUAUGAUAUACUAGUUUACGCUCGGAUGAAACCGUCUGAUAAAGUAUCGGUCGUUAAAUGGUAUCAAUCACAUAAAUUGGUAGUUGGCAUGUGUGGUGAUGGUGGUAACGAUUGUGGUGCCUUACGUGCCGCCCAUGCUGCAAUGGCAUUAUCCCAGGCUGAGGCGUCAAUGGUGUCACCCUUCAGCUCAUGCCGUGAUGGUUGUAGCCUCAUUACUGUAGUGGACCUUAUACGUGAAGGUAGGGCUUGUCUAGCUACUAACCUGGCUACUUACUCCUACUACAUCGUAUAUGCUUUUGUGCUCACCGGUGUGAGAAUCUCUGGUACCAUCAUCGGCAAUAACAACCUUGGCGAGUGGGUCUAUCUUAUGACCGAUCUUCUCCUCGGUGUCGGGAUGGUGUGGACGAUGACCCUGUCCGGUCCCACGAAGAAAUUGGCUGCCUAUCGGCCCACAGCGUCACUGCUUGGCUGGAGGACCAUAUUGUCAUGUGCCGUCCCCAUCGUGUGCUCUUACCUCUGCCAAAUUAUAGCGUAUGCUAUCCUCUGGUCGCCCAAGAACGCAGAUUGGUAUUACUAUGUCAAUACUCUGGAUUUAAACAUUCAGGCUAAGGACUGGACUAAGAAAGGCGACAACUACGACUCAGCUGUUCAGGUGUUCGUCCUGCUUGUCAUUUUGGUCACACACUGCUAUACUGCUUCCUAUGGAGGGGCCUUCCGCUGCAACAUCUUACGUAACUGGAGCUUGAAUAUAUUCUACCUGGCAUUUACUGCACUGAGCUUUGCCCUCCUCUGGGUGGACCCGUGUGAUUUGUCUUGUGUAUAUCGCGUUAGCUGCGACAGUGGGGCUUCUCUAGCCACUGGUGAGAUCCCGUUCGUGAGCCAGUUUUCAGUAGGCAACAUCGGUGGAUGCUUCUUGGGUACGCAGAUUCAUCGCUAUCAACUGCUCGGCUUUCCCAACUGGACCCCCGACUCGAGUGACGAGUGCAUGCCUCCACAGGCAGCUCUCGAUUUGCUACCCUAUGAUAGCCCGGAAAUCUCGACGCUCGGAUAUGAUGGUCCGAAUAACGUAUUCUCCACAGGCUACAGAAUUGAUGACACCAUUAUAUUGGGUUCGGCCGUUGUCUUCCUCCAUCUCUUUGUCAAGGUUGGUUUGCUUGGCCCAGUUGCCGGCAUAAUUCGCCGUUGGCAAGGGUCCAGGAAGGCUUCAGCUCAUCCUCUUCCCUAGCUGGAUCCUUUCGCCUCGCUUGAAUCCACAGUGUGGUGAUUGCACUGUAUGGAAUUCGGUGGUUGUAGGAUACAACACUGGUCAGUAGUAGUAGCUUAUACUACUGUGGUCUUAUUUCUGUGUUUCUUCCUAUCUGAAGUCGCUUCUUGCUCAAUUGCACGUUCGACAAGCUUUUGCCUUCGCGCGCCGCAUAAUUGACGAAGGGUCAAUUCCGGCACCCAUUAUGAUGUUAACGGCUGGCUAGAGCCUGUCCCUCGUUGCCUAAACAGCUACUGCCAUAGUUGUCACGAGUGCUGUUUGUUCAUCAUCAGUUUCUCGUUCUACUGCUUCAACUGUAGUUUAUCACUUACUAUCAGAAUAAGGCAC
Messenger RNA from Perkinsus marinus ATCC 50983, 4245 nucleotides. RefSeq names its product Sodium/potassium-transporting ATPase alpha chain, putative. Gene Ontology annotation, molecular function: ATP binding; P-type transmembrane transporter activity; ATP hydrolysis activity. The record is from RefSeq and is a predicted model, not a curated record. The transcript is spliced from 3 exons. The coding region runs from base 1 to 3879 and encodes 1292 amino acids. NCBI's taxonomy places the organism in Eukaryota, Perkinsozoa, Perkinsida, Perkinsidae. Gene Ontology annotation, cellular component: membrane.